AUGUCAGUCGCUGUCUGCUCACCGGUCAUCGAGGUGGAAGAGGUGGAACUCUCUCCGUCGAAUGUACAAUCUUGCUUCCGAGAGCGUAAAGUCGCUGAAGAUGAAGCCGCUGGGAAGCUGCAGCUCGAGCUUUUGGAGAGGGUUGAAGAUAUCCUUGAGAAGAUAGGAAGGAUACUCUCUCGGAAUUUCCACAAGCUACCAACAAAAGUACAAGAAUUGAGUUCUUCAACAGGGCCGGGAGAUCUCUUGCAGCGUUUAAAUCUUCUCACGAGAGAUCGUGUUCUAGAAGACUUUUUACAGGAGAAUCCCCCUUGCCGCCAGCUAUUCUCAGAGCUAUUCUACUGUCGCUACCCAUAUUUUAAGGAGCAAGAGAGCUCGCGUUUGCGACCUCUGACAACAAACUUGACCUCGAAAGAUGCGCUACUGGAGUGCAUAGACGCCUACGAUGGCUUUGAUCCGCUUUACAGCGAUUCAGUAGCGACUUUCUCGAUCACAGACCCAAUCUCUCUCCACGAGCUUGAGCUGGUGGAGAAGAUGUAUUCCCACAUCGACACACUCUUAAGCAAGGAGUUAGUGGACGAAAGCGUCCAAGGCGUCCUAAAUAUGGCACCCCAUCCCAAGACAGAUUUCUCCGAAAGAUUUGCCAAAUUUUCAAAUCUUUCGGAAAAGUUUCAAAAGGAAUUCCAAAAGAAGAUAUUCUCCCAGCUGCCCGCAAAAUCUGGAAUCGAGUUGGAAAUGACCAUCGAGCGAUAUGAUCAAGGAGCGAGCGCAGACGAAGACAGAAUCGGAAGCGAAAAUACCAAUUUCGAAUCUGAGGCUUCGCAGGAUCUGAACAAACGAUCUGGGACUUCCACCACUACGGCUGAUUCCCAGCUGCAGCCUUAUAAAGGGUGGCAUAUCGAGGGACCCAGAGUCCAGCUAGCCAGGGCAAAGAACUUCCUGGCUGACUGCGACGUCGAUCGGACUGCAGACUGGGCGCGCAAAGUCGCAGAACUGAGCGAGUACUUUGCAUAUCUGCAAUCUCAACUCCAAGGGGAGGACUGGAUUCACGACCUUGAAGACGCUCUUGAUAUGCUGCGCGCACAUUGCAUCUUUGAAAACUACCACUACGGGAAUCCACAGCUCAUCGUCGACUUUCCAACGGACAUCUGGCCAACGCAGAGCAAAAGGCUACCUCCGAUUCCAGGCCCUGAGAUUAUCCUUUGCCCCAAGCGGCGCGAUUUGACGGCUCCUAGACGUCUUCUGCAUGUGGAUGUGGCGAGUGCUUACGACCAGCAGUAUGGUCUGCCGGCCGAUGUCCUGAGAAGACAUUAUCUGGAGCCUUACUGGAAGGAUAGCGAGGAGUUUUGGGUAGCUGGCCCAUUUCCUGAUACACCAGAGCCGGGGAACCUCGCAGCGUGCGAGAAUGAAGCGUACGAGGAAUGUAUGGAUGGCAGCAUGGCGCAGACGGUAAAGUUCCUUGAGGGCAAAGGCAGCUUUCGCCCUCUGCAAAGAAGCACCGGCAGUCAUGAUGGCGCACUAAAGGUCAAAGGAGAGACUCUGGAAGCGUUUGCAAGAUUCCGCGGCGGCAAGCGUGCGGCUCUCCAGCAGUGCCUUGGCAUCUUCAACCAUGACGAGAACCGGAAAAUGUGCACUCUUUUGAGCAUCGUCGCUCUUCCUGAGCCUGUUGGGGAGAGAAAGAACGAGAAGGCUGAUGCCGGCAUCGUAUUCACGACCAAGAAGCUGGCAAAUCCACCCGAGAAAGAGUCAAGAGACCCCUGGGCCUACACAAGGUCCUAUCAGCAGUUCAGGAAUGAGGAAUUGCGCUGGGCUCACUUGGUGAAGGGCCAAUCCAUCGAGAAGUCAUCUUCAUUGUUGUUUGCCGGAAACAAUGAAAUCGCUAUAGAUAUUCCUAAGAACUGGAAGGGGCCCGUGAUGUCUGAUCCGAUGAAUCCCAGCAUGAUGAAGACGUAUGAGCAUUUUCGUCGCUGCCAAAAGAUCCACCAGGGCUUGAAGCGAGCGGCAAAACGCGCGCCCCGAGAUUUCAUCAUCAGACUCUUGAAUGCCGUGGAAGCUGGUCUGGUGGGAGCAGAGUCCGUAACGCAAGAGAUGAAUCUGAAAUUUGGCGAGCACGAGUACGAAUCGCCUGGUGGAGGGACUUUUGCCAAUAUCCGGCCUACAGAAGCAGCGUGGCUAGAGUAUAUUUGCCAGCCGUCGCGAAAUCGGCCAUACAUGCUAGAAAAAUCUCUUGGAAGGCGGGGGGAGCUCAUGCUCUCCAGAGUGGCACAUAUGAUGGACGACAUCAGCCCUAUAUCGCUAUUCAGGGAUACGAAGCCGAGAACGAUGAAGGAUUUUUUGAAGGAGCUGAAUGUUGGAUGUCGCGGGCCGGUAAAGAGAUAUAGAUUCACUGAGAAUGAUGUGAAGCUGCUGGCACCAAAGCUGCAUGAGUUGAAGAUUCUGAGACUCUACACGAACGUAUUAAAUGGGGAGUGGAUGUUUGGGCGGCCAGAGACAGAGUUCCAUCCCGAAGACUUGGUCAAGUGGCCUAACCAUGAGCCUCAAGAACAGCAAAGCCAGUCUUUGGAUGAUGAUUUUUCAGAGCAAGACUUUGUCAUUCCCCCGUCCUCUGAAGAUUUCUACGAGUAUCCCAAAGGCAUGCCCAAAAGAGAAGACGUCAUCUCUCUUCGAGACUUCAUCAACGAUCCAGUAAGGAGCUCUGAGUGGCUUAGGCGAACUGCGAAUUUCUUUCACUGCUUGGGCUUCCGACUAGGAAAGACGCUUAAAACACUACAGAGACGACAUGAAGAGAACCAAGAGAGGACCAUUGAUUCAGAGACACAGGAAGAUAAUGAUUCUAUUCUUCGUGCUAUAAUCACGCGCUGGGAGGACGAUACUGAAAAGCUCCCCAACGAUCCGUUAAACCGCCCGGCGAAGAAAAACAGCUCCUGGCGCAUGACCAUGACAUACCACGACGUGAUCAAAACUGCAGAUCCAGAUACCUAUGAGAAACACCAAUCAGCGUGGGCAGAUGUGUGGUCACAAGAUGGCCAUCCCGCGUGGAAAGAGGCCUCUGAGAUUGUACGCAAGAAUCUCAUACGCGAGGCGUACGAGAACAAGACAAUGCUGUGGCCACUUGCUCUGCCGUACAAUAGCUACACCGCGAAUUAUCAAGUUGCAGACCCAACAACCUGGCGAGAGCGACUCUCGAGAUGCUGGAAAGGCGAACAGUCAACGGAGGCGCACGAAGCUCGAGUUGAUGCCCUUGAUAUUCAUAUCCAAAAGGAAAAGGAAAACGCUAAGAAGGAACGCGGCACCACAACAGCUCAGAAACAAAACCCGAAGCCGACACGACGCGAGCCAGUCUGGACAUUUGGGCAUCCUUCAAGAAAGAAGGCCGUUCAUUUGUUCUGGGACAUUAAUAACUGGCCGGUGCAUCUUCAGUCGGAGAGCAGAAGGCAGAUUAUUGCGUCUAGAGGUCCUAAGAAGCAGGAACAUCGUGAUGUUGAUGAUGCCGCGAACGAUGAAGCUACCGCUGCUUGUGUCGAGAAAUUAGAGAUUAAAGAAGAUGAGAUGCCGUAUUGGAGGAAGGCAGAGCAGCGGCGCAAGUUUGUCCCUGGGAGAGAUGAGUUCUGGAUGGGGGACACGCCGUUGCAAAAGAGGGUGUUUGAGAAGAGAAUGAAGAGGAGACUUGCGCCGCCAGGGUCGAAGAAGCAUACCUGGAGAGACACUCUCAAAACAGCCGUCUUAGGUUCCCCUGAAAAGAGGAAAUCCGAAGCCAUUUCAGACGACUUGCCGUCUCUGCCUGCGAAUCAGAUACCUCAAAGUCGACCAGCUAAAAGACGUCACACUCGGACUUUUCUACGAAAGAUGGGCAAAGACGAAGAGGAGCGGGAUCUGUUCGCCAUAGCUAGAGGCGAGAAAGGCAUUCGAGAGACGCCGGGCACGGUUCCUAUUUGUACCGCUCGGAGAAUGGCUUUGGAGGAAGGUGAGGUGACGUAUUAUAUCCCUGAGACGAGGAUCUGGGAGGUUGAUAUGAUGGAGAUUGAUGAGCCUAGGAUUGAACUUGGAUUGCCGAUGAAGAAGUAGUUGCAAGGCUGGGCGGUAAAAGAUUAGAAGUUGGCUGGAAUAUUGAGUCUGCUGAAUGUCGUCAUUGGAUAUGGAUUGGAAAAGGGGGGGAACCUAUCUGACUAUUCCUCUCUCGUUUGGUAGUUAGUCAAUAUGAUAUGAUUCGUAUGAUUUAAAAUAAGAUUAAAAUGGCAAUGAGAUCCAAGAACAAAGGGAGAGGAUUUCAUAGAGUCACCAAU
Molecule: messenger RNA, 4283 nt
Organism: Trichoderma asperellum CBS 433.97
Lineage: Eukaryota; Fungi; Ascomycota; Sordariomycetes; Hypocreales; Hypocreaceae
Source: RefSeq, a predicted model, not a curated record